Messenger RNA from Oncorhynchus gorbuscha (pink salmon), 5461 nucleotides. RefSeq names its product ephrin type-B receptor 4a-like. Gene Ontology annotation, cellular component: plasma membrane; neuron projection. The coding region runs from base 933 to 3896 and encodes 987 amino acids. Gene Ontology annotation, biological process: cell surface receptor protein tyrosine kinase signaling pathway; axon guidance; central nervous system projection neuron axonogenesis. Gene Ontology annotation, molecular function: protein binding; transmembrane-ephrin receptor activity; ATP binding. Lineage: Eukaryota; Metazoa; Chordata; Actinopteri; Salmoniformes; Salmonidae. The record is from RefSeq and is a predicted model, not a curated record. The transcript is spliced from 16 exons.
UGGAGGUUAGUGCUUUUCGACUCUGAUUGUGUGUGGUGAAACAUCCCCAGUGAGACGACUGCGAGUGGACGGCGGAUAAGUCCAUAACUUUUUGUUUUCUGUUUAUUAUUACCUGAAAGUGAAUUAUCGUUAAAAAAUAUUAAUAUUUAAACUCUCUAAUUUAUCAAUCAUUCCACAUCACUGGAAACGUACAGGCAGUGGCAACGAGACACGCAGUUGUUCCCGACCAAUCGACUACAUUUUUUUAGGGAAAAAAAAUCAUACAAUUUAUUGUUCUGGUCGUUUGGAAAGAAAAUAGGCUACCGAAACGAACAAAACGCAGCAGUAACAUUAUUGUCGUUCAUGUUGAGAAUUGAGGGGGUUUCAAGUGCUUUAAUUGCGGAGUCUAGACAUCGAAUUGAGAGGACAUUUGGGUGAAGUAGAGGGCUGGCGGACAAAGAGUGGACCGAAUACAUCCCAAGGAUACGAGAAGUUUCACAUACAUGCGUCCCCUUUUUGAACAUGACAGAGAAGACAAAGGACAACGGUGCUAUAUAAUUGUAUAGCCAAGCUAUACAAUAUUCUAUAGCACUAUAAAGCAAAGUUUUCCCUCAUAUGAAAGUUGAUAUUUGAUUGACUAUGCUCGAUUUUUAAAGAAACCGGUGGUUGAUUUUUUUUUUUUAUCGACUUAAUCCAUGAGAUAUUGACUUGGCAACCGUCCGGUCAAAAAGCACGUUUUUUACCUUGAAAUGCUGUGACCACAUUUUUGAAUGACUCAUUUCCAGUGAAACUGGUGUUUGAACUGUGGUCCGUGUCAGAUGUGGUCGGUGUUGCGGCCAAUGGGUACACGGUCCAGCUGACGCUGCCACUGAAUUCCCAGUUACACGUUGUUGUUUUUUUGACCCACACAACCGAAGGAGUUCGUUUAUAUUACGGAUAAUCUGUAUGCCAUUAUGAAUUUCAUAUCCAGUCGCAUUGCCCCACUUUGGCUGGUCCUGCUGGAAUGUGUGCUUCUGUCGACAGCAGAGGAAGAGGUCCUGAUGAACACCAGGACCGAGACUUCAGAUCUCAGGUGGACCAUCUACUCCCGUGACAACCCUCUGUGGGAGGAGGUGAGUGGUCUGGACGAGGAGAACAACAGUGUGAGGACCAAUCAGAUCUGCCAGACGGAUGGCUUGUCCAGCCAUUGGCUGCGCAGCGGGCUGAUCCAGCGGCGGGGAGCGUCCCAGGUGUACGUGGAGCUGCGCUUCACCAUGAUCGAGUGUUCGUCCAGUGUCACACACCACCGCAGCUGCAAGGAGACCUUCAACCUUUACUACUACCAGGCCGACUCUGACGAGGCUACACCCACUCACCCAUCAUGGAUGGAGAACCCCUAUACUAAGGUGGACACAGUGGCAGCAGACUUCCUGCUGAGGAAGGGCGGGGAGCGUAAGUUCAAUGUGAAGACCCUGCGGCUGGGGCCUCUGUCUAAGAGGGGCUUCUACCUGGCCUUCCAGGCACAGGGAGCCUGCAUGGCCCUGCUGUCUGUCAGGGUGUUCUUCAAGAAGUGUCCCGCCCUGGUCAGCUCCCUGUCCUCCUUCCCUGAGACCGUGCCCCGUACCCUCGUACAGGAGGCCCAGGGUGUGUGUGUGGACAACGCCGCCCAGCAGGGUCCCCGGCCACGCCCUCCCAAACUCUUCUGUGGAGAGGACGGCCAGUGGGUGGGCCAGCCCACUACCUCCUGUGGCUGUCUGUCCGGAUAUGAGCCCGCUGAUGGACACAGCCGCUGCUCAGCCUGUCCUGUGGGUCAGUUUAGGUCCGCCUCGGGGGGCCAGUGCCAGGCCUGUCCAGGGUUUAGCCAUGCUAUGGUGACGGGCUCACCUGUGUGUCAGUGUCGUCCAGGAUACCUCCGCGCUGACUCGGACACCCCAGACACCCCCUGCACCAGACCCCCCUCUGCCCCGCGAAGCAUCGUCACCCAGAUUAACGACACCACGGUGACCCUAGAGUGGAGCGAGCCCCAGGACAGUGGUGGCCGGACUGACCUGAGCUACUCUGUGGAGUGUUCUCUGUGUGGGGCCCCCUGGGGCCCCUGCUCUCCCUGCGGGGACAGUGUCAGCUACCGGCCCUCUCAGCGUGGCCUGCUAGGCCGCAGGGUGGUGGUCUGGGGCCUCAUGCCUCACACUACAUACACCUUCUCUAUCCAGGCCCUCAACGGGGUAACCCCGACCAACGGCAAGGGGGCACCCAGCGACAGUGUCAACAUCACAACCAGUCACGACGUUCCAGUUCUGGUGUCUGUGAUCAGGAAGAGUAUCUCUACAGAGAGCAGUCUGACUCUCCACUGGUCAGUUCCAGCCCAGCUGCACUACACCAUCCUGCAGUACCAGCUACGUUAUUGUGAGACGGAGCGUCGAGGUGAGGAGCAGGAGCAGUUGUGUAGCUACAGGGAGAGUGACAGUAACCAGGUGGUGCUGAGUGAUCUCCGCAGGGCCACUCAGUAUGAGGUGCAGGUCCGGGCUCGCACCAUGGCCGGCUACGGCAGCUUCAGCCCAGCAGCCUCCUUCCGCACCAUGCCUGACGGGCAUGACUCUCCUUCCCAGCUUCUGGUGACCGGUGUCCUUAUCGCCAUGGGGAUGCUGCUGCUGGUCACUGUCAUCACUGUCGCUGUCUUCUGCAUACGUAGACACAGCAGAAUGAAGGACCCAGAGCUGAGUGACAAAAACAGCCAGUACCUCCUGGGCCAAGGAGUCAAGGUCUAUAUUGACCCCUUCACUUACGAGGACCCUAACGAGGCCAUACGGGAGUUUGCCAAGGAGAUCGAUGUUUCCUUUGUCAAGAUCGAGGAGGUCAUUGGUGCCGGGGAGUUUGGGGAGGUAUGUCGGGGAAGACUGAAGGUUCCAGGGAAGAAGGAGAACUAUGUGGCCAUCAAGACACUGAAGGGCGGCUACACAGACAAGCAGAGGCGGGACUUCCUGUCGGAGGCUAGCAUCAUGGGCCAGUUCCAGCACCCCAACAUCAUCCACCUGGAGGGCAUCAUCACGGCUUCCUGUCCCGUCAUGAUCCUCACUGAGUUCAUGGAGAACGGAGCGCUCGACUCCUUCCUUAGGUUGAACGAUGGUCAGUUCACUCCCAUCCAGCUGGUGGGCAUGCUGCGUGGCAUCGCGUCGGGCAUGAAGUACCUGUCUGAGAUGAGCUACGUCCACAGAGACCUGGCCGCCCGCAACAUCCUGGUCAACAGCAACCUGGUGUGUAAGGUGUCUGACUUCGGCCUGUCCCGUUUCCUCCAGGAGAACUCCUCAGACCCCACCUACACCAGCUCUCUGGGUGGUAAGAUCCCCAUCCGCUGGACUGCCCCAGAAGCCAUCGCCUUCAGGAAGUUCACCUCAGCCUCCGACGCCUGGAGCUACGGCAUCGUCAUGUGGGAGGUCAUGUCGUUCGGAGAGCGGCCCUACUGGGACAUGAGUAACCAGGACGUGAUCAACGCCAUAGAGCAGGACUACCGCCUGCCGCCGCCCCCUGACUGCCCCGCCCACCUCCACCAGCUGAUGCUGGACUGCUGGCAGAAGGAGCGCUCGGCCCGCCCCCGCUUCGCCGCCAUCGUCAGCGCCCUGGACAAGCUGAUCCGCAACCCCGCCUCGCUGAAGAUUGUGGCCCAGGAGGGUGCAGGGCCGUCCCACCCCCUGCUGGACCAGCGGGCCCCCCCGGCCCCCUCAGCGUGUGGCUCCGUAGGGGAGUGGCUGAGGGCCAUCAAGAUGGAGCGCUACGAGGACAGCUUCCUCCAGGCAGGAUUCACCUCUGUAGAGCUACUGGCCCAGAUCACUGCUGAGGACCUGCUGCGUCUGGGAGUGACCCUGGCUGGACACCAGAGGAAGAUCCUGUCCAGCAUCCAGACUCUGACCAUGACCAAGAGCCCUGGCACCAUACGCUUCUAACCCCGGCACAAUUUACCUUGACCCCCGACCUCUGACCCAACACAGACACCAGCACGCACACAGCACAUCGUACACCCAUGGAUCCAGCCAGCACCCUGCUACAACCACACAGUCCCUGACCCUGGCACCAACCGGGCCCAUUCUUAGACGUGAAGUCCAUCAGUGACUGGGCGUAGUGACAGCACCUCAAGUUGAACUAAUUAUAGAUGACCUUCCCUACAACCUGACCAACCUGUCCUUGCUGAUCAGUCAAGUGAUCAGUCAGGCCUGGUGCUGAGGACUGGUAAGGAGGCUGCUGUGCUCUCUAUCCUCGAUGCAGUGAAAAUAAUGGAAGAGGUAAAAGCUUUAGGCAAAAAAUCUUUGUGAGGACCCAUUACACUUCUUUGCUUAUCUGAAGUUACGGGUUUUAUGCGCCCAACCAAACUUCUGGGAGAGCGUGAUCGUCCCCUUUUGAUAGGCUUGCUGGAGCCUCUCAGACUGCCUCUCUGGCCAGUUCACCCUCACUCCGCCUCCACUGCUUCACUGCCUGAAUGUUUACCUGUGGUCCUAAACAAACUGGUGAUACCAUGGGAGGAACAGGUCAGUGCCCGACGCCAAACCCAAGGACUAAAGUUGAUCUAUUGGUGUGUUUCGCCAGUGGCAGACGAGGUUACUGCAACAUGGAUUAAUAUGAUAUGAACCCAUGGGAAUUAUACGACGGUGUGGAGGGAUGCCAUCUGUUUCAGCGGACCCGGAAAACGUGUGUUUGGACUCUUUUUCGAAUCGGCCUCACUUUUUCCCCUGGUUUCAAAAUGGCCUUGGCUUUCCUCGGGUGUUAUGGGUAAUGUAGGCGUUUGGACCAGAACAGACUGUAGUCAUACAAGCCUUCUUUUCCUUAUCUUCUUCAGUGACAAUGUGUGACCCUCCUGGGUCAGUCGUGUGGGAGGAGGACUGAGACAUAUCAGCACUUUUAUAUAUUGAACAGACAGAAGUUGGGUUUUUAGUCAGUUCUCUGUCUCUCCAACCCUCCUGUCAGCAGCUACAUUACUUCCUGUGUUUCUCUUGGAGUAUGGCUGGCUGGCAUUUCCACUUCCUGUUGCUGCUGGACUGAGCAGAUCACUUCCACACACUCAGACUGAAGGAGGUCCCUGACCAUUUUUACUUGGGACUUUGACCAGGAAAAAUACCAGUCUGGCCUCUCAUUAUUUGGUUGAUAUUAUAGGUGGUCCGUUUUUCGUCUUGCUUGAGUGCCAUUGGAUCUUCGAUGUGGACUGAUGUCAAAAUGCCUGUUCUAUAAAGCAGAAAGCCCUCCCUGGGUUAUGUAGUUAGAUCUGCCAAUACAGAAGACUCUUCAGACGCCACCGUUUUCACAUGUUUGGGGAGAUUGUGUGGUUCCUUGUUAACUAAAGGAUUGUGGGAAAUGUGGUCUUCACAUUGAGGAUCUGUUAUGGAAACGGGAACCCCUCUUUUAUAAAGUUUCCAUUCAAAAUCAUGUAUAGAUAUGUGUGAUUUGAUUCGCCCCGUCCUUUCUGUGUGUAACCUGUACUCAGUCCCAAUAAAAGACACACCCCGGUGUUUAUCAUCGA